CAAAGAGCGCUCCUCGUCACGAAUCAAACUACAAAUCGGUCACGACCAAAACCCUGAUUCUUGUUCCACAUCACAUCUACUCUACACUAGAGAACAGGAGAGCAGAGAGAUCGAAUUUGAGGUUUCUGUAUUGAUUGAGAAGGAUUCAGACCCCCUCCCCUCAUCGUGAAUGUUGAAUUAACUUUUCUGGCAGCUCCGAAGCCGGAUUAAACUGAAAUGGCUUCCCCACUAAUCGCGGGACUUACUAUUGCUGCUGCUGCACUAGCUGGUAGAUAUAGCAUUCAGGCUUGGCAAGCAUUCAAGUCGAGGCCACCUACUGCAAGAAUGCGUAAAUUCUAUGAAGGGGGUUUCCAGCCAAAAAUGACAAGGAGGGAGGCAGCACUUAUUCUUGGUGUUAGGGAAAGCACUCCACCUGAUAAGAUAAGAGAAGCACACAGGAGGGUGAUGGUAGCCAACCACCCGGAUGCAGGUGGGAGUCACUACCUGGCUUCCAAAAUCAAUGAAGCUAAAGACAUACUGCUUGGAAAGGCCAAGAGCAGCGAUUCUGCCUUCUAACCACAUUCACCAAUGAUGGAACCAAACCAAAUUUCUUGCUUAUCCAUAAACAAUUAUAAUCAGCAGCAUCAUUUGGGGAGGAGGGCAAGGCAAUGCCAUUCUUCUAUUAAUUCUACUUGGCACAUAUACCUACCACUGUAGUGUACAUACAUAUUUGUGGAGAACCACAUUUUAGCUGAAAUAAUGGUGGGUUUUUUUUUUUUUUGUAUGUACUGUUUCAAUGAGGAAAGGAAAGGACGGGACUGGACAA
Messenger RNA from Andrographis paniculata, 805 nucleotides. RefSeq names its product mitochondrial import inner membrane translocase subunit TIM14-1-like. NCBI's taxonomy places the organism in Eukaryota, Viridiplantae, Streptophyta, Magnoliopsida, Lamiales, Acanthaceae. Bases 217 to 555 code for a protein of 112 amino acids. Gene Ontology annotation, cellular component: PAM complex, Tim23 associated import motor. The record is from RefSeq and is a predicted model, not a curated record. Gene Ontology annotation, biological process: protein import into mitochondrial matrix. Gene Ontology annotation, molecular function: ATPase activator activity. The transcript has 3 exons.